AAUGGCAGUUAAGCCAGUUAUUGGAAGGGAAGGAGAGAGCGUUGUUGAACGUAGGUUAGGAACAGUUGUAUGUUCGUUACCAGGUGAAAGUUCCCAACCGCAAUUCACAAUAUUUCUUCACGAUGGUGAAACUUACGCCAGAUUUAAUAGAACAAUCAAUGCAAUACAUUAAUCCUGUGCGAGAUCGUGAGUUAGAUCUUAGAGGAUACAAAAUACCUACGAUUGAGAAUCUAGGAGCGACCUUGGAUCAAUUUGACACUAUAGACUUCUCAGAUAAUGACAUACGUAAGCUGGAUGGUUUUCCGCUCUUGAAACGGAUCAAAACCUUAUUCUUCAAUAACAAUCGUAUUGUCAGAAUCACCGAAGGCUUAGAGAACUGCAUACCAAACUUACAUACUCUAAUGUUGACUGGCAACAUGAUACAAGAAUUAGGAGACUUGGAGCCUCUUAUACCGCUGAAAAACCUCACAAAUUUGUGUCUGCUACAAAAUCCAGUGUCAGCUAAGCAGCACUAUCGACAAUAUGUCGUGUACAGAUUCCCGCAGCUCAGGCUGCUCGACUUCCGGAAAAUUAAGCAAAGGGAACGCGAGUCGGCGAUAGAGUAUUUUAGGAGCAAACGUGGCAAGGAAAUGGCGCGCGAGAUAGCUAAAAAGGUGAAGGCACAAACAGCAGGCACAUCCGCGGAGAAACCUCUUACCUCUGCUGAGGAGCGUAAAAAGAUUCGUGAGGCCAUCACGAACGCGUCCUCCUUGGAAGAAGUUCAGAGACUUAGCAAGCUACUACAGGCUGGCCAUAUACCAGGCGAAGAACGAUUGCAGAACGGAAACGGAACAUUGGAAGCUAUGGAGGAGGACGAUGAUUAACUCGCCUUAUUUUGUACGUUUUACGUUUACAGCUUAAGGUUCUUGGUCUCUCGCCGCGAAAUUCUUGGUUGAUGACGUCAGAAGCAAGAAAACGCAUGUCCAAAAUUCCUGCAAAGUCCUACGUCGAAAUAAAAAGAUAUCUCUACAAAAUGACACUCGAUCAAGCAACAUUUUUAAAAUACUCCAAACACUUUUGCUCUAAUAAUCAAUGAGUAACCGUAAAAUUAACGCGAGACGCAACCUGCCUUUUUUACCAACACAUCCGCGUUAUUGUCACGUUAAUUUUACAAUUAUUGUUGAUUGUUAGAGUAAAAGUGUGUGGGAUAUUUUAAGUAUUGCUUAAUCGAUUGAAAGUGUUAUUUUUUUAUAUAUAUCUUUUUAUUUGAUGUACCUUGCAGGAAUUUUGGGUAAACAUAUCUUCACUCAUCUAACGUCAUAAAUCAAGAUAGCCACGACGAGUAACUAUAGGGCUUUAAGUUCAAGAUAAACCUCCCCUUAUUGUAAGUAUCUAGAUUGACGAAAGAGCGAUGGACGUAAUGAUGUAAAGUUGAUAAGAAACUGUAUACUACACAAAUGCAUAUAUAUAUAUUGUCGCUGCAAAACGCAGAUAUCCAUUUUGUCAUAAAAAAAUAAAAAUAAUAGUAUAAAAAAUGUAGCCAUGAAGCGAUAUUACUCCUUAUGUUAUAUACGAACAUAAUUUUAAUAUAUUGGUAUGUUUAUUUCAGCAAAAAAUCCGAAUAAACAGAUUCACUUGAGAAGAA
Messenger RNA from Odontomachus brunneus, 1624 nucleotides. It is a transcript of the gene U2A, whose product is annotated as probable U2 small nuclear ribonucleoprotein A'. The coding region runs from base 123 to 863 and encodes 246 amino acids. Lineage: Eukaryota; Metazoa; Arthropoda; Insecta; Hymenoptera; Formicidae. Gene Ontology annotation, biological process: mRNA splicing, via spliceosome. The transcript has 4 exons. Gene Ontology annotation, molecular function: U2 snRNA binding; protein binding. Gene Ontology annotation, cellular component: U2 snRNP. The record is from RefSeq and is a predicted model, not a curated record.